GAGAGUCGUUGCACUCUCCAAACCCACACACCUGCGAUUUCCCAUUCUAAAACCUCGCGCCAAAAAAAACCCACCGCCGAUAACACUCACCGGCGACGAAAAUGCCGGAGUUACCGGAGGUAGAGGCGGCGAGAAAAGCAAUAGAAGAGAAUUGCUUAGGAAAGAAGAUCAUAAAGGCCGUUAUAGCGAAUGACACCAAAGUCAUAGACGGCGUUUCUCCGUCUGAUUUCGAGGCGGCUCUUCUAGGCAAAACCCUGAUUUCCGCUCAUCGUAAAGGGAAGAAUCUCUGGAUCCAGCUCGAUUCCCCUCCUUUUCCUUCAUUUCAGUUUGGAAUGGCUGGUGCUGUGUAUAUUAAGGGAGUUGCUGUUACUAAAUAUAAAAGGUCUGCGGUGAACGACAAUGAUGAAUGGCCAUCCAAAUAUUCAAAGCUGUUUGUGGAACUAGAUGAUGGUCUGGAGCUGUCUUUCACGGAUAAAAGGCGAUUUGCAAAAGUUCGCUUGCUCAAAGAUCCUGCGUCUGCGCCUCCAAUAUCCGAGCUUGGCCCUGAUGCUCUACUGGACUUAAUGACAAUUGAUGAAUUUCACGAAUCCUUGCGCAAGAAGAAAAUGCCUAUCAAGGCUCUGUUACUUAAUCAGAGUUUUAUAUCUGGUAUUGGCAACUGGAUUGCAGAUGAAGUGCUAUACCAAGCCAGAAUUCAUCCAGAGCAAAGUGCUUCCAGCUUUUCCAGGGAAAAUUGUGCAACUUUACUCGAGUGCAUCAAGGAGGUAAUUGAAAAAGCAGUAGAAGUUGGGGCAGAUAGUAGCGAAUUUCCCCAUAACUGGAUUUUUCAUUCCCGAGAAAAGAAGCCUGGGAAAGCAUUUGUUGAUGGGAAGAAAAUCAAUUUUAUUACCUCCGGUGGUAGGACAACAGCCUAUGUACCAGAAUUACAAAAGCUGAGUGGAGACCAAACUAAAAAAAGAAAAAAGGGCGAGAAGGAUGAUGAAGAAGUUGAAGGCGAGGAUGUCGAUGAUAAUAACGCUUCAAGCUUGGAACCUGAAGCUCCUAAAACAGCUAAAUCAAAGAGAGAAUUGAAGCCUAGAGGUCGUGGUAAGAGGCUUUCAGCAAAGCAAAAGUCUAAGGGAAGUGAUGAUGAGGAAGAUAACAACGGUGCUACUAAUAAUGCUAAUGAUGAGGAUGAUGAAGACGAAGAAAGUCAGAAGAAGAAACCAGAGAGCAUCAGCACUGAUGAAUACGCCAACGCGAAGACCGUAUCCAACGAGACCGCAACCAAUGGCAACAUUAAGAAGCUAAAGAAGAAAGCCAAGUAGAGUAUUUUGAAGACAUCAGAAAUUGCUGUGCCAUGGAAAGGUGAGCAGUUUUUGCAAGUUUUGAUGGACAGUUUUUGGGAUGGCUUAUGCAAAGAUUGUCCGUUUAGUGAUACUUUUGGAUGAACACUCGAUGAGGUCAUGUAAAUUUACAAAUUUGAUCUCAUUGUGCUUUUUAAAAUUAAUUGCAGCUAGUUUUGUGGUCAAGUGAUCAUAUUUUUGGCCUAAAAACAAGUGAAACUUUCUAUUUAAGUCAACUCUUUUGGUAAA
Messenger RNA from Mercurialis annua (annual mercury), 1574 nucleotides. Its product is annotated as formamidopyrimidine-DNA glycosylase. The transcript is spliced from 10 exons. NCBI's taxonomy places the organism in Eukaryota, Viridiplantae, Streptophyta, Magnoliopsida, Malpighiales, Euphorbiaceae. Gene Ontology annotation, biological process: base-excision repair. Bases 102 to 1307 code for a protein of 401 amino acids. Gene Ontology annotation, molecular function: oxidized purine nucleobase lesion DNA N-glycosylase activity; DNA-(apurinic or apyrimidinic site) endonuclease activity; zinc ion binding. Gene Ontology annotation, cellular component: nucleus. The record is from RefSeq and is a predicted model, not a curated record.